ACAAGUAAUAAUGUACUUAGCAAGCUUUAGGAAAUAUUAGCUAAACUCAAAAUUAGCCUUAAAACAUCAAUAGCAUUAAUGUCCUUAUCACGCUGAAUGUUUUGAUAGCAAUAUUGCAUAGGUUUCAUAGUGCGCAAAUAAUUAGAAGAAUUUCGAAAAACUGCGAAAAUUUGAUAAAAUUGUGUGAAUUAAAAAAAAUGUUAAGGUAAAAAAUUGCGUAAAAUACUAAGAUUGGGUAAUAUUUAUGAAUGCUAUAAGUACUUCCAUAAAUGUCCUGAACGUUUUGAUGUGAAUAUUGCAUAAUUUAAAAGCUUUCUUGAAAAAACAAAAACAAAAAAAAAACAUUCACUGAAUAAUAAAGAGAAACAGAAUCACUAUAGUGUCAAUGCUGACACAGCAUUCAAAACUUAUGUAGAAUCUCGGCCACACUCCACUCCUGUAGGUGGCGGUAACGAGUUGUUCGCCAACCGCCAAAAACCUCACAGAAGAAGAAGAAGAGGAUCACAGAAGAAGAAGAAGAGGAUCACUGAAGAAGAAGAAGAGGAUCACAGAAGAAGAAAUCAAACAUGGAGAAGCACACUAAAUUAAUUGGUAUAAUGGGGGGGAAAUUUGUGUUUCGCAGACAUCCCGACGGCACCGUGGACAAGAGUAAGGUGAUGUGCGUCCUUUGCACUAAGGAGUUCGCGUACCACCGAAGUAUUUCCAGUCUAGUUUACCAUAUAAACGCAAAGCAUCCCUUUGUGGGCGCAGCCACGACCGCCGCUAGCAGCUACGAGGCUAACAACAAAGAAGCUAGCACCAGAGAGGCUAGCCACAGCAAACCUCUACGACAACUCGCGGAGAACAUGACAAGAACGACUUCACCGGUCAGCGAUAAGCUAACAAAUGCUCUAGCUAAGUGGAUAGUAACGAACCACAGGCCGAUAGACAUUGUCGAAGACGAAGGACUAGCCGAAGUGUUGCAGACUGCGUCCAACGACCCGUCGUACAAACCUCCAUGCAGGACGACAGUGACGGAGAAAAUAAGCGAGAUGUACGAAGUCGAGAAGAAGAUCAAGUCAGGAAGGAUCGAGAAGUCUUCCGACUGUGUGUCCAUAACCGGAGAGCGCUGGAGCUCCGCCGGAGACAGCAGCUUUCUGGGGGUGAGCGUUCACUUCAUCGAUGGAGACUGGAACCUGAACUCGUUCCUACUGACGGUCAUGACAACAGAAACGAGUCAUGAAUGCGCCGACCAGCUCCUCACGGUGGUAAAAGACUGGAGGAUAGAGAAUCACAUCUCCACCAUCAGUACAGAGACCGCAGCGGACGCCAGAGCCCUCCCGUACGAGCACAUGCCCUGCAGCGCGCACGCUCUGCAGAGGAGCAUCUCGGUCUGCAUGGACAGCAGUGAGUUUGACGGUGUGCUGACAACAUGCCGUAAGAUAGUAGAACAUUUUAACCAGAGCCCAGCCAGGACCGCCGAACUGAACCAGCAACAAGCGGCGCGAGGAAAACCCUGUGAGCAGCUUCUACGAGAUGAACCGACCAGGUGGAACUCCACACUCAAAAUGAUCUCACGCCUGCUGCAGAACCGGGAGGCUGUCCGGGCGGCUUUGGACCAGCAGAACCACAGCAGACGGGUCAUGCCAACCGAAGCCGAGUGGGAGGAACUGCAGAGGCUGGAGCUGCUGCUGGAACCAUGCAGGUAUGUGACUGAGCUGCUGGGCGGUGAGGCCCACGUCUUCUGCUCUGUGGUGCUGCCUGCCCUUCGCCAUCUGAUCCGGGUCAUGGACACCGCUCAUGAUGAUCCAGCUUAUGUAGUGAAGUUCAAGAACGCCUUCCAGAAAGAGCUGGCGGCACGACUAGCCGAUGCCAACAACCUGUGGUUAGAGGUGGCCACAGCACUGGAUCCACGGUUCAAGGAUCUGAAGUGUCUUCCAAGACAAAAGAGGGAGCAGGUGUGGGCACGUCUGGAGAGCAUGCUGGAAGCAGCAGGAACCAGACCAGCCGACGAUCUGCAGCCCAUAGAGGAGGAACUGCCUGAGAAGAGGAGGAGGACGGUUCUCCUCCUGGGGUCGGACUCCGACUCAGAAGACGACGGAAUCCAGUUCCUGGAGCUGCUGCGCUACAGAGCAGAGCCCAGCAUCGACAUGGCGGACUGCCCCCUGCAGUGGUGGCGCUCUCACUCAGCAGCCUAUGAGAAGCUGUCGGCGCUGGCUCGCCGGUACCUGGCCCCCCCGGCUACCUGUGUUCCCAGUGAGAGACUCUUCGGUCUGGCGGGUCUCGAAGUGCAGAAGAGGAGAGCAGCUCUACCACCAGAACACGUCAACAUGCUGCUCUGCCUCAGUGACUGGUUGAAACACAAAUAAAUGGUUCUCUGUUCCCCACUAGUGUUUGGGACUUUUUCAUUACUUUUACUUGAAAUGUGUUGUUUUUGAUGUGCCAACUGAAAGCACUUUAAUUUACAUGUUUGUUGUGUUUUAGAGAACAGUUUGUGGUUAGUAUUACGGUUGCUCAGAAAAGUUUGUUUGAUUUUCUUGAGGUAAAGAUAUGCCUUUGUGGUGUAAAUGUUAAAGCUGGAAGGCUGUUGUAAUUAAACAAAAAACGUCAUAAAUCUAA
Molecule: messenger RNA, 2598 nt
Organism: Oryzias melastigma (Indian medaka)
Lineage: Eukaryota; Metazoa; Chordata; Actinopteri; Beloniformes; Adrianichthyidae
Product: zinc finger BED domain-containing protein 1
Exons: 3
Coding region: 567-2348 (593 amino acids)
Molecular function (GO): protein dimerization activity; DNA binding
Source: RefSeq, a predicted model, not a curated record